Messenger RNA from Hipposideros armiger (great roundleaf bat), 2868 nucleotides. RefSeq names its product intraflagellar transport 70B (gene IFT70B). Gene Ontology annotation, cellular component: axonemal microtubule; intraciliary transport particle B. Gene Ontology annotation, molecular function: protein binding; intraciliary transport particle B binding. The transcript has a single exon. Gene Ontology annotation, biological process: intraciliary transport. Bases 247 to 2244 code for a protein of 665 amino acids. The record is from RefSeq and is a predicted model, not a curated record. NCBI's taxonomy places the organism in Eukaryota, Metazoa, Chordata, Mammalia, Chiroptera, Hipposideridae.
UCUUGCUUCACGUACUAACGCGACUCCCUCUCUUGGACUCCUCGGGGACCUGAACAGAUAUGGACACCCUUGCGUUAGCGACUUCUUUCCAAUCCUAGUUUGAUUGUUCCGCUGCAAAGUAAAUUUGGGAGCACGCAAAAAAAGAAAAAAGAAAAGAAAAAAAAUACCCCAAACAUUCUUUACGGUCUUCCGUUUCCGGCUGGCUUAUUGCCUUGGUAACUAGGACGCUCAACCGCCGUGGCGGUUAUGGCGGGGCUGGGCAGUACGCAGAUCCCCGACGGGGAGUUCACCGCGGCCGUGUACCGGCUCAUCCGGGAUAACCGCCACGCCGAGGCGGUGCAGCUGCUGGGCGGAGAGCUCCAGCGGAGCCCCAGGAGCCGCGCCGGCCUGUCGCUGCUGGGCUACUGCUACUACCGCCUGCAGGAGUUCGCGCUGGCGGCCGAGUGCUACGAGCAGCUGAGCCAGCUGCACCCGGAACUGGAGCAGUACCGCCUGUACCAGGCCCAGGCCCUAUACAAGGCCUGCCUUUAUCCAGAGGCCACCCGGGUCGCCUUUCUCCUCUUGGACAACCCCACCUACCACAGCCAGGUCCUCCACCUACAAGCUGCUAUCAAGUACAGCGAGGGCGAUCUGCCUGGGGCCAGGAGCCUGGUGGAGCAGCUCCUGAGUGGGGAAGGGGGAGAAGGCAGUGGGGGCGAGAAUGAGCCCGAUGGCCAGGUCAACCUGGGAUGUUUGCUCUACAAGGAGGGGCAGUAUGAAGCCGCGUGUUCCAAGUUCUUUGCAGCCCUACAGACCUCGGGCUACCGGCCUGACCUUUCCUACAACCUGGCUUUAGCUUAUUACAGCAACCGGCGCUAUGCCCCGGCGCUGAAGCAUAUCGCCGACAUUAUUGAGCAUGGCAUCCGCCAGCACCCAGAGCUAGGUGUGGGCAUGACCACCGAGGGCAUUGAUGUUCGCAGUGUUGGCAACACUUUAGUCCUUCACCAGACUGCUCUGGUGGAAGCCUUCAACCUCAAGGCGGCCAUAGAAUACCAACUGAAAAACUAUGAGGUGGCCCAGGAAACCCUCACUGACAUGCCACCUAGGGCAGAGGAGGAGUUAGACCCUGUGACCCUGCACAACCAGGCGCUAAUGAACAUGGAUGCCAGGCCUACAGAAGGGUUUGAAAAGCUCCAGUUUUUGCUCCAACAGAACCCCUUCCCCCCAGAGACGUUUGGCAACCUGUUGCUGCUCUACUGUAAGUAUGAGUAUUUUGACCUGGCAGCAGAUGUCCUGGCAGAGAAUGCUCAUUUGACUUAUAAGUUCCUCACACCCUAUCUCUACGACUUCUUGGAUGCCAUGAUCACUUGUCCAACAUCUCCUGAAGAGGCAUUCAUUAAGCUUGAUGGGCUAGCAGGGAUGCUAACUGAGCAGCUCCGGAAACUUACUAUACAAAUACAGGAAGCAAGACACAGUAGAGAUGAUGAAGCAGUCAAAAAGGCAGUGAAUGAAUAUGAUGACAUCCUGGAGAAGUAUAUUCCUGUGCUGAUGGCCCAGGCGAAAAUCUACUGGAACCUUGAAAACUACCCAAUGGUAGAAAAGAUCUUCCGAAAAUCUGUGGAAUUCUGCAAUGACCAUGAUGUGUGGAAGCUGAAUGUGGCUCAUGUUCUGUUCAUGCAGGAAAACAAAUACAAAGAGGCCAUCGGUUUUUAUGAGCCCAUAGUCAAGAAGCAUUAUGACAACAUCCUGAAUGUCAGUGCUAUUGUACUGGCUAACCUCUGUGUUUCAUAUAUUAUGACGAGUCAAAAUGAAGAAGCCGAGGAGCUGAUGAGGAAAAUUGAGAAGGAGGAAGAGCAGCUCUCCUUUGACGACCCGGAUAAGAAAAUCUACCAUCUGUGCAUUGUGAAUUUGGUGAUUGGGACACUUUACUGUGCCAAAGGAAAUUAUGAGUUUGGGAUUUCUCGAGUUAUCAAAAGCUUGGAACCCUAUAAUAAAAAACUGGGAACUGAUACCUGGUAUUAUGCCAAAAGAUGCUUCCUGUCCUUGUUAGAAAACAUGUCAAAGCACUCGAUCAUGCUUCGUGAUAGUGUUAUUGAAGAAUGUAUCCAAUUUCUAGAACACUGUGAACUUCAUGGCAGGAACGUACCUGCCAUUAUUGAACAACCCCUGGAAGAAGAAAGAAUGCAUAUUGGAAAGAAUACAGUCACCUAUGAGUCCAGACAGUUAAAAGCUUUGAUUUAUGAGAUUAUAGGAUGGAAUAUGUAGUCAUGUCUUAUAUUGGCUUUUAUCAUAAUGGCUUUAUAUAUGUGUUUUGUACUCUUUUAUCUGUAUCAGCCAUCAGCUGCUUUACAUUGUUACAUGUUGAACUUUGUACACUUCAAAAUUAUAUUUUAUUUUUUGCUUAUAAAAUAUUCACUAAGUGAAAUACAAGAAUUUUGAUCCCUGGGAAGCUCUCUGAAAAACUCAGAACUGAAUAGGGACACUGUGUCUACUAGAACUUGUAGUGCCUAUGUUCUAUCUCCUUUUUUAUCAUUUGUGCUUUAUUGUAUUUUGAGUCCCUGCACAAGGACUACAUUACCCAGCAAUUUAGCACCAUUAAACCUAGAACUUAGUGAUUAAUGUAUAGAGUUUCUAGGCUUUUAAUAAUAAUUUUAGGGAUUGCAUGUUCUAUUCUAACAGUUUACCCUCAUAAUUAUAUUAACUUGUAACGCAUACAUUUUAAUACAGUUUAGGAUGUUUGUGCAGGGUUUUUCAAUAUAGAUGUAAAGCUUUAUGUAACCAAAAUUACUUAGGUUAUUUUUUUUUAUGUGCAUGAUUCAUUGGGAAAUCUUGUGCCCUUAAUAGAAUUAUGGUGCUAUGUUGUAGAGACAAUAAACAAUUGUCAAACAA